CUGUAUGGUUUCGUAGAUAUCUGUAAUGGUUCAGGGUGGGUGCAGCUGUUAUUGUCAAGAAAGCUCUGCUGUAAAGGUGACUCAGCUAGUCAAACAAGAUUCCAUUUAAAUUCACCUGCUGGUGUGUUUGUUCAAACUGAAAUGUAGUUUUGUUUGAAUGACACAUCUCUUGGUUAAAUCUGUACCUAAGUUUCUCUUGCAGUCUUUCUGUUAAAUAUGGGGUGGGGGGAGUACUGUAGUGUGUGAAGUCUUUGAUCCACUUCCUAGAUUAAGAAAGCGAGGAAUCUGCAGUACAAUAAAUAUUUCCUCCACUCAUAAGGACAAUGUACUGAAGGCACAUUACAAACAAAAGGGUACAUCGUUCCACAUUAGAAAAUGAACAAUGAAGAUGAGUUCUAUGAUGCUGUUACAGGCUUGGAGUCUGAUGAGUCCUAUGAAGGCAGUGCAGAAAUUAGCUCUAACGUAACCAAUACGAUUGUCAGUGACAGCAACAGUGCAAAACAGACAACGAAUGGGUCCCAGCCACAGGAGAAUGGAAUCCGGAAACAAAGAACUACCUUGCCUGCUCCUAUGUUUUCUAGAAGUGAUUUUAGUGUGUGGAGCAUAUUGAAGAAAUGCAUCGGACUGGAGCUGUCCAAAAUAACGAUGCCUAUAGUUUUUAAUGAGCCGUUGAGCUUUCUGCAGCGAAUCUCUGAAUACAUGGAGCCCACAUACCUCAUUCACAAAGCUAAUUCCCUCGCAGACUCCGUGGAAAGAAUGCAGGUUGUAGCUGCGUUUGCUGUUUCUGCUGUUGCCUCUCAGUGGGAGAGAACUGGAAAGCCAUUCAAUCCCCUAUUAGGAGAAACAUAUGAACUUUCAAGGGAUGACCAAGGAUUUAGGCUUGUGUCUGAGCAGGUCAGCCACCACCCCCCCAUUAGUGCAUUUUAUGCAGAAGGUCUCAAUAACGACUUCAUUUUCCAAGGGUCUAUUUACCCCAAGCUCAAGUUUUGGGGGAAGAGCGUAGAAGCGGAGCCAAGGGGAACAAUCACGCUAGAGCUACUCAAGCAUAAUGAAGCCUACACAUGGACAAAUCCUUCUUGUUGUGUACAUAAUGUUAUUAUAGGUAAACUGUGGAUCGAACAGUACGGAACGGUUGAGAUUAUCAAUCACAGUACUGGGGAUAAGUGUGUUUUGAACUUCAAACCAUGUGGAAUGUUUGGGAAAGAACUCCACAGAGUAGAAGGUUAUAUUCAAGACAAGAAUAAAAAGAAGCUGUGUGUGAUUUAUGGCAAAUGGACAGAAUGCAUGUGGAGUGUAGAUCCCAGCACAUACGACUCCUUCAAAAAGUCUGAAAAAAAAUGGGUGGAGCCAAGAAAGCCCAAGCAGAAUGAUAAUUCAGACAGGUCUGAGAAUGAUGAGGCUGAUGACAUGCCUGAAGUUCAGGAAACAGUUCAGGUUGUUCCUGGUAGUAAGCUUCUCUGGAGAGUUGCCUCAAGACCGCCAAACUCCACACAGAUGUACAAUUUCACUAACUUUGCUGUGACUCUGAAUGAAUUGGAUCCAGAAUUGAUAGGGGUUUUAGCACCAACAGACUGCCGCUUUCGUCCAGAUAUCAGAGCUAUGGAAAAUGGAGAUAUGGCUUUGGCCAGCAGAGAGAAAGAACGAUUAGAAGAAAAGCAAAGAGGCGCUCGUAAGGAACGCGCCAAAAAUGAAGAUGAAUGGAAGACCAGGUGGUUCCAGUUAAGCACAAACCCACACACUGGGACACCAGACUGGAUUUUUACCGGGGAGUACUUUGAUAGAAAAUAUGCUGACUGCCCGGAUAUUUACUGAGAGAAGAACGAACUUCCAUCAGCCUGCCCCAUAUCAUCUCAAAUUGGAAAUUAUGUCAAAUUCCUUACAAAUGUUUUGGCUUAAUGCCAUAAUUAACAGCUUGUACAAACCCCUUCCAAUUGCUGAGACCAAACCAGUAAUUUAAAUGAUGUUAAGCAGUUUGUUAACCAGAAGAUUAUUCUGAAAUACUGUUUUAAAACAAGCUGCAGCAUCCAGUGCAUUUGUGCAUAUAAGUUGCUGCUUACAACAUCACUUUUGUAGAGUUUAAUACUAUUUACAUAUUUAAAUGUAGGUUGAUAUUUAAAAAAAAAAAAAAAUAAUAAUAAUAAUAGGAUUCAAGCCAGACAAAGUUGAGUUGAAAGGAUUAAUGGAAUAUAUAGUGUGUUCUUAAGUCCCAAAACAGUGAUGUACUUUUUUAUGUGUGGUCACACAUUUAACACACUUGUGACUCAGCUGAUUAGGUAAAAUGCAGUGUAGAUGGUGGCCCGACUCCUCAGCACUGUGCCAUACCGGCCCUCGCAGGCUCCUUAAUGAACCUCAGAGGUAGGUGCUGCAUGUAGUGGUAUCAGGACUAUUCUGUUGUCAAUGUAGUGGCAUCCCUUAUGAAACGCACUGUAAUGUUUCCAGUAAAGCAAUGCAAACUGAUUCAUCCACUUAAGCUUAAAAUAAUACAGGUACAAUAUCACCUGCAGGGUGAAAUAAAAAUGAAACCAAUGAUCGGUUCAAAUAUUUUGCCCAAUUCUGUAAACUGGCUCUUGGUUUCUGACUCGCCUAGACCGGUGGUUCAUUGAUUCAUUUAUUGUUGGAAAUAUCCGUCACCAUACCCUUGAGCAUUACUGACAAGCAAUAUAUAUAUAAUAUAUAUAUAUAUAUAUAUAUAUAUAUAUAUAGUGAGGAUAAAAAAGCUGGUCAUUUUAAAGAUGUGUUUUUUCACAUGCAAGGUCUCAAUUCAGAAUGGUUAUUGAAUGGAAUAUUUAUUAAAUUAGCUGACUGAGUCCAUAGUCAGUGUGUGUUUAAAGCAAGCAGUCCUGAAGGCCGUGCAGCAUUUUUCAUUAGAGGAAAAUGGAAAAAUGAAUUAUGUAAUCCCCUUUGUAACAUGUUGACAAAGCAGAUAUACGGUACUUUCUCAAAAAAGUCAACUACCUUAUACGUAAAGCAGCAAUACUUCACUAAAUCUCACAGAUAGUUUACCUCUUCUUGUUUAUUAUGUCAGACUAAACUAACAAAAGCAUAUAUGUGAAUGUUAAUUUUUUAAGCUCAAGCAAUGAUGUAUUUGACUGUACAAAUGAGGCACUUAAAAUGACCAGAUCUUGUUUAUGUAACCAUUGAUGCUGUUCUGUUGCCUAUGAAGAAGUACAGUUCUGUUGUAAAAAUGUCCAUACCAACAAGACUAGCAGAAACAUGUUGUUCUUUAUUUUGAAUGGCAAAGACCUUAUUUAUGUGUAUCACAUGUAGAACAUUUAAGCGACCUGUAGCUAACUUUCAAGCACGCUGUGAAAACCAACUUUCUGCUCAGUUUGCCAGCGAUUGGUUUCUAUGUGUUACCCAUCAGCAAUACUUACAAAGAAGCAGCAUUUCUACAGGCCUAUAGAUGUUUGUACAUUUAAAUAUUUAGAUGUGACCUUAUGAUGACAUUUUAUUUUAAUCGGUGAUUAAAACCAAAAGCUGCUUAUGGGGGGUGGGGGGUGGGUUGGGGUCUAAAGCCAUAUUGAUUAAGUUGACUAGUGGUAUUGCCAAUACAUGAGUUUUGGGGGUAAUUUAACUUUACAGCUGGAAAUGAGCUUGUAUUUAUUGCUAAAUCAGUAAAUACAUUACUUGCAAGUCUUGGAUAGUUUUUAUAUAUAUAUAUUGCAAGCAUAAAAGGACUAUGUCAUAUACUAAGCACACAUUUAGUGGUAUAAGUCCUUAAAAGUAAGGGUUCAAAGCUUAGUCAAACAGAAUUAGAUUGUUAACUUUCAUUUAGCUUUCAGUAAUUCAAAUGCAAAUAAAUAUAAACUAACCCUGGCUUAUCCACUGAAUGUAUUUGUUGUAAACGUAAUGAUUAAUUAUGUGCUUAACCCUAACCCUGAAAAUAGCAUUAAUUCCUAAAGUGGGUGGCUUGCAGGAAUAUGUGUUGAAUAAUUUCUAUUAACUACUGUUUAAAAUUAAAUAAGAAAAUAAGGUCUAAUUUUAAAUGUAAACAACAAUCUAAAUACAGCCACCCUUUUAACUAUGUUAAAUUCUGCACCAUAAACUUUUUAUAAAUAAAACUUUAAUUUGACAUAUGUUGCAAGGGGCUAAAGAACAAAAUCUGAGUUUGUGUACGAGUAGAAACUACAAUAGUCUUCAUUAAGAGUAAAUGUUGGGUUGUAGUUUUGCAAUUGGUAAGGUGUGAACAAAGAAUAUGUACAGUAGAUACUUUUAGAAUAAUAUAGUAAUAAUAAAAUAAUGAAAAAACGCA
This is a messenger RNA of Polyodon spathula (Mississippi paddlefish), 4252 nucleotides long. It is a transcript of the gene osbpl2b, whose product is annotated as oxysterol binding protein-like 2b. The transcript has 14 exons. NCBI's taxonomy places the organism in Eukaryota, Metazoa, Chordata, Actinopteri, Acipenseriformes, Polyodontidae. The coding region runs from base 376 to 1812 and encodes 478 amino acids. Gene Ontology annotation, molecular function: cholesterol binding. The record is from RefSeq and is a predicted model, not a curated record. Gene Ontology annotation, cellular component: membrane; intracellular membrane-bounded organelle; cytosol.